Messenger RNA from Pseudomassariella vexata, 1077 nucleotides. RefSeq lists its product as uncharacterized. Bases 1 to 1077 code for a protein of 358 amino acids. The transcript has a single exon. Lineage: Eukaryota; Fungi; Ascomycota; Sordariomycetes; Amphisphaeriales; Pseudomassariaceae. The record is from RefSeq and is a predicted model, not a curated record.
AUGGAAACACUCAUCAAUGUGUUACAGCUUUCUCUCCAUGGCCUCAAGAACUGCUGGGAUGACAUUCGACACAGUCCAAUCACAGCACUGGUGCAAUCAACGGAGCACGAGAAUCUCAUCUCAAGGGUGUUCUUCUGCAAGCUUGCCGGUUUUGAUGUAACGGAGCUAGACUCUAGGGAAAGUUUGACGAAUCACUGGGUACUCGUUGCCUGGUCCUUUACCCUUGACGAUUGUUUUAACCCGAUAACGUACAAAACGUGGCACAAAUUAUCGACAUUCUCGGAUUGCGAUAUGAAAUUCAUGGACACCAAUCCCAUACAACUGCCGCUUCGCCAGAAGCCAGAUACACAACUUCCCCAAGCAGAUCAGAAAUCGACGGCAAACCCACCUACUCACACUCAGCCGUUGAUCAAAGGAUUGACCGACGCGCGGGAUCGGCAUGUGACGAACAAAACGCUAUUUGAACCUAAGUCUCGAUUUUCAAUUGAUCGAACGACUCUAAGGGUCUCCAAAGCUCAAGGAAGAUGUAUAAAAUACCGACUGAGGGCACCAGCCUAUCCACGACCUUUUCCAACAAAUCACCUUCAAGCGUACUCAUCCGAAACCAAUACACAUACCACCCAGAGUCAGAAAACGGCGGGUGAGUCGUCGAAGAGUAACACUGCCACAUCGGCCAGCUCCCUACCAGACUCACAAGCCGGUCAAGACAACGGGGUGAUGAAUUACUGCGAGGCUUCACCUCCGAGUGAAAGCUCCGGCACCCGAAAUCAGGUUGAGGAAUUGAAUGGUGAUUGGAGCAGCCGGCUAGUGAAAGGUCGGGGCAUCUGGGCGGACCCGGAAGCCAGAAGGCUGUCUUUCAAGCUCCUCAACCCGUCCUCAGAAUACGAGGCCAAUGCCGACGCUGUUUCUUCAGAUUGCCGGGAUCUUUUCGAAUCACUCUCUUGGAACACAGAGACGCCCCAUAAACACCCUCAAGAUAUUCCCGAGAAUUACUGGAAAUGGAACGAGGACGAGCAAGCGUGGUUUCAUCUCAAUGAAGACACGCAGUCGUUAACUCGGUGCCCUAUGGACUCGUGA